ACAGUCAUUCAUUUGAGUGAAAGCCUCAGAGCAGCAGGAAAAAGGACCUCUUCAUUAUUCAGCAUUAAAAUGUAUAGGCCAGCUCGGGUGCCAUCGACCUCAAGAUUCCUGAAUCCAUAUGUAGUGCUUUUUGUUGUUAUCGCUGUGGUGUUAGUCCUGGCAGUGACGAUAGGUCUGCUGAUCCACUUUUUAGCUUUUGAUAAAAAAUAUUACUUUUACUCUAGCAGCUUUGAAAUCCCCAAUGUUAAAUAUAAUGAUAAGUUAAACUCACCAGCUACCCAAGAGUAUAGAAAUUUGAGUGGAAGAAUUGAAUCUGCGAUUACUACAACAUUCAAAAAAUCAGAUUUAAGAAAUCAGUUCAUCCGAGCUCAUGUUGUCAAACUGAGGCAAAAAGGCAGUGGUGUGAUGGCAGAUACUGUUAUGAAAUUUAAAUUCUCUAGAAAUAACAAUGCAGCAUCAAUGAAAAGCAGAAUUGAGUCUGUUUUACAUCAAAUACUGAAUAACUUUGGAAACGUGGAAAUAAACCCUCCGACUGAUGUAGAAGCUAUUAAUGACCAGGAAGCAGUAAAUAUGUUCAAUCAAGAAUGCGGAGCCCAUCCAAACUUAAUAUCAUUGUCUGAAGAGAGAGUCGUGGGAGGCACAAAGGCUGAGGAAGGAGACUGGCCAUGGCAAGUCAGUCUACAGCUGAAUGGCGUGCAUCACUGUGGCGGCGUCCUGAUCAGUAAGACAUGGAUCCUGACAGCAGCUCACUGCUUCAGAAGCUACUCUGAUCCUCGUAGAUGGACUGCCACCUUUGGUAUUUCCACAGCAUUUCCUGUAAUGAGAAAAGCAGUAAAUACUAUUUUGGUCCAUAACAAUUAUAACUCUGUAACUCAUGAAAAUGACAUUGCAGUUGUGAAGCUUGUAGAAGGUGUCACCUUUACCAAAAAUAUCCAUACGGUAUGUCUCCCAGAGGCUACCCAGAAUUUUUCACCUGGCUCCACUGUUUAUGUAACAGGAUGGGGAUCACGAGCAUAUGACAGCAACCCAGUUCCAGAACUAGAACAAGGACAGGUCAACAUAAUAAGUAACAAUGUAUGUAAUGCACCAAAUAGUUAUGAUGGAGCAGUCUUGUCUUCAAUGCUAUGUGCUGGACUGGCUCAAGGUGGAGUGGAUGCAUGCCGGACAUUACACAGAAAAUUGUCCUACAAUUGUGGAAAUAGCAGCAAAAAGGCAAUGGUGAAAAAAGUGCUGAGAACUGGUGAACUGAAGCACAGAUGCAUAAUCUGA
This is a messenger RNA of Myotis davidii, 1269 nucleotides long. RefSeq names its product transmembrane protease, serine 11D (gene TMPRSS11D). The transcript has 10 exons. Gene Ontology annotation, molecular function: serine-type endopeptidase activity. Lineage: Eukaryota; Metazoa; Chordata; Mammalia; Chiroptera; Vespertilionidae. Gene Ontology annotation, biological process: proteolysis. The coding region runs from base 70 to 1269 and encodes 399 amino acids. The record is from RefSeq and is a predicted model, not a curated record.